AUGCCUAUCAUCAGCCCCUUCCAGUUCCAGGGGAAGUGGUAUACCCUAGGUUGGGCAGAGAAUAGUGUUUGGAAUGAAAGCCAAAGCCAACCAACCUUGCACAGCACCACCUAUGAGCUGAAAGAUGACCACAGCUACAAUGUCACCUCCACCUGGCUCAGUUCCACGGUCUGUGAACACCGGAUCAGAACAUUUGUCCUACGUGACCACGAUCGGCCCGGCCAGUACACUGUAGCCAAUAUAAAACGUUACCGUGGACUCCAGAGUUACACCAUGAGAGUGGCAGCCACAGACUAUAAUACAUCUGCCUUGGUGUUCUUCAAGAUGAUUUUCAAGAACAAUGUAUCCUUUGAGACCACACUCUAUGGGAGAACCAAAGAGCUGAGUCCUGAACUGAAGGAGCGCUUUGUCAACUUUGCCAAGUCUCUGGGCUUCACUGAAGAUAACAUCAUCUUCACAGACCCUACUGGGAGCGGACCUCACCCCACAUACCAGCCUCCUGGUUUCAGUGGGUCCCACAGAGGUGACAGCUUCUCGGAACCCAAGCUGCUGACCAACAGCCAGGGAGAGGGGAAAGAGGCAAGUAUCCUGCCACGUGAUUCUGAGGCGUUUUUGGCAAUUGACUCACCCACCUGGAUUUAG
Messenger RNA from Chinchilla lanigera (long-tailed chinchilla), 642 nucleotides. Its product is annotated as neutrophil gelatinase-associated lipocalin-like. Lineage: Eukaryota; Metazoa; Chordata; Mammalia; Rodentia; Chinchillidae. Gene Ontology annotation, molecular function: small molecule binding. Bases 1 to 642 code for a protein of 213 amino acids. The transcript is spliced from 6 exons. The record is from RefSeq and is a predicted model, not a curated record.